This is a messenger RNA of Drosophila elegans, 716 nucleotides long. RefSeq names its product mpv17-like protein (gene Mpv17). The coding region runs from base 140 to 646 and encodes 168 amino acids. The transcript has a single exon. NCBI's taxonomy places the organism in Eukaryota, Metazoa, Arthropoda, Insecta, Diptera, Drosophilidae. The record is from RefSeq and is a predicted model, not a curated record. Gene Ontology annotation, cellular component: membrane; cytoplasm.
AACCGACCCCUUUGAGAUCAAUAGACAACCCUUUAAAAAUCGCAGACAAUGUUUAUCACCGCGAACCGGGAAUUCUGAGUGAAGUGUUUGAAAUCAUAACGUGUUCGAAAAAAGUACAAAGGAUAGCAGUCAGUUGAAGAUGUCGAGUAUCAGGGCCUACCUCAAGGAGGGCAUCAAUGUGGCGACGAUAAUGGGUCUGGGCGAUACGAUAGCCCAGUUGGCCAUCGAGAAGAAGUCGCUGGACGAAUGGGAUGCCGGGCGAACCGUUCGCUUCAGUGCUUUGGGCUUGGUGGUCGUGGGCCCGGUCCUACGGCGAUGGUACCUCUUCCUAGAGUCCCGGGUUCCCAAGAACCAGACCCCGCUGCGCCGCGGUGUCACCAAGAUGCUGCUCGACCAGGGCCUCUUUGCGCCACCCUUCACCCUGCUCAUGUCGUUCCUGGUGCCGCUGGUCAACGGCGAACCCGUCGACAAGAUCCAGAAGCGCAUCGUCGACAGCUAUCCCACCAUUAUGGCCCGCAACUACAUGCUCUGGCCAGCCGCCCAGAUGAUCAACUUCAGCUUCGUGCCGCUGGGCUACCAGGUGAUCUACGCCCAGUGCAUCGCCCUCAUCUGGAACUGCUACCUCUCCAUUGUGCUCAACAACUAGGUCAUUCUCUGUCCGUAUCUGCAUCCAGGUGCGGAUUCAUCCAUCGAAUAAAUUCUCAAUAUAAGCUCUA